This is a messenger RNA of Acanthaster planci (crown-of-thorns starfish), 4980 nucleotides long. It is a transcript of the gene polr3a, whose product is annotated as RNA polymerase III subunit A. Lineage: Eukaryota; Metazoa; Echinodermata; Asteroidea; Valvatida; Acanthasteridae. The record is from RefSeq and is a predicted model, not a curated record. Gene Ontology annotation, molecular function: DNA binding; DNA-directed RNA polymerase activity. Gene Ontology annotation, biological process: DNA-templated transcription.
AUAGACACUCUCGUCUGUGGCUACGACUAGUUUACACACCGUCCCAACGGCGACAAAAUGGCAGCCGUAGCUACCAGACUGCUGCCUCCCUGCUUUGCACUUGGUCUCGUUUGUUUGCAAAUUGCCACAAGUUGAGAAACGUCGUGGUUGACAUGCGCCAGUUUAUAUUCCUGCGUUACUGGCCGUAGCCAGACACUGAGCAGUUUUCGUUUCAUUUCCAGGUGACAAACAUCCAUCGGACACAUAGCUAGCUAGCAAGAUGGUGAAAGAACAGUUCAGAGAGACGGAUGUUGCCAAAAAAAUAGGCAAAGUCUGCUUUGGUUUGAUGUCCCCGGAACAAAUCCGUCAGCAAGCUCAUAUCCAUGUCGUCAGCAAGAAUCUCUAUCUGCCAGAUAAUAAUACCAGAACACCCAUACCCUACGGGGUACUAGACCAUCGCAUGGGAACAAGUGAGAAAGAUAAUCCUUGUCUGACUUGUAAGAAACCUCUAGCGGAAUGCUUGGGCCACUAUGGCUAUGUGGACUUAGAGUUUCCUGUCUUCCACAUUGGUUAUUUCCGAUCCAUCAUCAGUAUACUACAGUGUAUCUGCAAGAGUUGUGCUCACAUUCUGCUCCCACCCGUCGACCGCCAGUCACUCUUGGAUGCCCUGCAUAGACCGACGCUGACUUACCUACAACGCAAAGGCUUGAGGAAGAAAAUCAACGACAAAUGCCGUAAGCAGCAAUACUGCCCUGCUUGCAAUGCAUUCAACGGCCAAGUCAAAAAGUGUGGCACCUUGAAGAUUGUCCACGAGAAAUACAAGAGCACUCGACGAGGCAGGGAGGACGCGAUGGUCCAGUUCCAGGGAGACGUAGAUAUUGCCCUGCAACACAACAAGGCCCUGGAGCCUUUUGUGUUGAAAGCUCAGGAAUGCCUAAACCCUCUGUUGGUGUACAACCUGUUCAAGAGAAUCCCGCAAGAGGACAUCCCCUUGUUGGUGAUGACUACCGAAAGUAGCCGACCACAAGAUUUAAUCCUGACACGAUUACUGGUCCCGCCCCUCUGCAUCCGGCCUUCAGUCAUCUCUGACCUCAAAUCAGGAACAAAUGAAGAUGAUUUGACUGUCAAAUUGACAGAGAUCAUCUUCCUGAAUGACGUCAUCAAGAAGCACCAACAAGCAGGUGCCAAGAUGUCCAUGAUAAUGGAAGAUUGGGAUUUCUUGCAGCUCCAGUGUGCCUUGUACAUCAACAGUGAAACGUCAGGAAUUCCUCUCAAUAUGCAGCCAAAGAAAGCGACCAGAGGCUUCUGCCAGAGGUUGAAGGGUAAGCAGGGCCGUUUCCGUGGUAAUCUCUCCGGGAAGCGAGUGGAUUUCUCCAGCCGAACCGUCAUCUCUCCCGACCCCAACCUGAGAAUUGAUGAGGUUGCAGUUCCUGUCCAUGUUGCUAAAACUUUAACCUACCCAGAAAAGGUGACCAAAGCUAAUAUUGGUCUGAUGAGAAAGCUGGUCGUGAACGGUUGCGACAUCCACCCAGGAGCCAACUUUAUUCAGCAACGACACACCAAUAACAAAAGGUUUCUGAAAUAUGGUAACCGGCAGAAAACUGCCCAAGAGCUCAAGUAUGGGGACAUUGUGGAACGACAUUUGAUGGACGGUGACGUCGUUUUAUUUAACCGUCAGCCAUCCCUUCACAAACUUAGCAUCAUGGCCCAUUUUGCUCGGGUGAAACCCAAUCGGACGUUCCGCUUCAAUGAGUGUGUUUGCACGCCCUACAAUGCCGACUUUGACGGGGAUGAGAUGAACCUGCAUCUUCCUCAGACAGAAGAGGCCAAGGCAGAGGCACUGACCCUGAUGGGGGUCAAGUCCAACUUAGUUACACCGAGGAAUGGGGAGCCCCUUAUCUCUGCAAUCCAGGACUUCAUUACAGGCUCCUACUUACUGACUCAAAAAGACGUCUUCUUUGAUCGUGCCAAGGCGUGUCAGCUGAUUGCUAGCAUGCUAUCCCAAAGAGACGAGAACUUGCAAGUCAAGCUACCUCCACCAGCCAUCGUAAAGCCAAGAUGCCUGUGGACGGGCAAGCAGAUCUUUGGAGUCAUCAUCAAACCCAACGACUCCUGCGGAAUUGUCAUGAACCUUCGCGCCAAGGCCAAGAACUACUGCGGCAAGGGGCUGGAUCUCUGCUACAACGAUUCAUAUGUUGUGGUCCACAACAGUCAGCUCAUGUGUGGAGCAAUGGAUAAGAGUGUCUUAGGGUCAGGGUCCAAGACUAACAUCUUCUACAUCUUGCUGCGAGACUACGGGGAAACCUUCGCAGCUGACGCUAUGAGCCGCUUGGCACGGCUCUGUCCGUUCUUCCUCAGUAAUCGAGGAUUCUCAAUCGGGAUUGGCGAUGUCACUCCAGGCGAGGGACUGAUAUCAGCCAAGAUGGACCUUCUCAAAGCUGGAUACACUAAGUGUGACGAAUAUAUCAGUGAUUUAGAGUCGGGAAAACUCCAGACUCAACCGGGCUGUUCGGAGGAAGAAAACUCGAGGUAAGCAAUGAUCCUGAAGGAGCUUUCGGUGAUCCGUGACCACGCAGGCAAGGCCUGCUUAAAGGAACUCCAUAAAAGUAACAGUCCGUUGACUAUGGCGGUGUGUGGUUCCAAGGGUUCAUUCAUCAACAUCUCUCAGAUGAUUGCUUGUGUAGGUCAACAGGCUAUCAGUGGACAUCGCAUACCGAACGGAUUUGAGGACAGGGCCUUGCCUCAUUUCAAACGCCACUCAAAAGUUCCAGCUGCCAAAGGCUUUGUGAAAAACAGCUUCUACACCGGCCUGACACCAACCGAGUUUUUCUUCCACACUAUGGGGGGAAGAGAAGGUCUUGUGGACACUGCAGUCAAGACUGCCGAAACUGGCUAUAUGCAGAGACGACUUGUCAAGUCGUUGGAAGAUUUGUGCUCGCACUACGACGGGACGGUGCGUAAUUCCAUGAGCGACAUUAUACAGUUUGAGUACGGAGCAGACGGCCUAGACCCCACCAUGAUGGAAACGAAAGACAAACCAGCCAACUUUGAUAGAGUCUUGCAUCACAUCACGAGCAAAUUCUCCUGUCGUGAGGAAUUCACCUUGAGUAGCCAGACACUGCACUCUGAAGCGUAUCGCGUUAUCGACAGCGACGACUUCAAGAUGUGCAGUGCAGACUUCCGAGAAGAACUCAAGAGCUUCAUCGACACAGUGUGUGAAAAGAUUCAGCGUUGCCGGGCCCUCUGUGGUCUAAACGAAGUACAAGAGGAGAGAAACGUCCUGUAUCAACUAGAGCGCAUCACGCCCACCCAGCUGCAGCAGUUUCUGAGCAUGUGCAGAUCAAAGCACAUGAGGGCGCGCAUCGAGCCUGGUACCGCCGUGGGCGCAGUAGGGGCACAGAGCAUUGGGGAGCCAGGAACCCAGAUGACCCUCAAGACAUUCCACUUCGCUGGUGUGGCAUCCAUGAAUAUCACCCUUGGAGUGCCCCGUAUCAAGGAGAUCAUCAAUGCCUCCAAGAGUAUCAGUACUCCAAUCAUAACGGCUCAGCUCGACGUAGAAGAUGACGCUGACUUUGCCAGGCUGGUGAAAGGACGUAUCGAGAAGACCAAACUGGGAGAGGUGUCUGAGUUUAUCGAGGAAGUCUUUCUACCAGACAACUGCUUCAUUUUGGUCAAGCUAGACAUGGAUCGUAUCAAAUUACUCAAGCUUGAAGUCAAUGCCGAAACAGUCCGAAAAUCCAUCUGUGCCUCCAAACUCAAAGUCAAAUUUCAGAAUGUGGAAGUGCUUUCCACCAACAUGUUGACCGUGGCACCUCAAGAGACUAGCAAGAGUUCCAUGUACUAUGCCCUGCAAUUCCUCAAGGAGAAUUUGACAGAUGUUGUCAUCCAGGGAAUAUCAAACGUAUCUCGCGCUGUGAUCCACAUUGACGACAAGGGUAGCAAAUCGCUCUACAAACUCUUGGUAGAGGGCGAUAAUCUACAAGCUGUGGUAGCAACAAGAGGUGUUAAGGGAACUGCCACAACUUCCAACAACACAAGUGAAAUGGAGAAAACCUUAGGCAUUGAGGCUGCAAGACGCACCAUCAUCGAGCAGAUUGAGUACACCAUGGUGAGCCACGGUAUGAGUAUAGAUCACCGCCACGUCAUGUUGUUAGCUGACCUGAUGACUUACAAGGGUGAAGUGCUGGGCAUCACUCGCUUUGGUCUUGCCAAGAUGAAAGAAAGCGUCCUGAUGCUUGCUUCGUUUGAGAAGACAGCUGAUCAUCUCUUUGAUGCGGCUUACCACGGACAAAAGGAUGCGAUUUCUGGUGUGAGUGAAUGUAUCAUCAUGGGUAUCCCAAUGAACAUCGGAACAGGGAUCUUCAAACUUCUUCACAAAGCUGAUAAGGUGAGCAAUCCUACUCAGCGGACACUCAUCUUUGACAAUCCAAGGUUCCACCUGCUUGAAACGACUUGACAGCAACAGCAAAGUCAUCCUGAUGGACAGGAGCUUCAGAGAUAUGCAAAGCCCCUCUCCCCCCUUACGACAAGGGAAAAGCAAAGAAGCAUACCUUGAAGAUAAAUAUUACUUGGAAGCUUUCAUUAAUUUUGAACCCUCUAGCUGACUCUGAAGAUUUAAGUUAACUGUAAAAAGGACUGACAUAGUGGAAGUACGCUCACAAAAUGGGAGGUAAAAGCUUAUAUUUCGAAGCAGACCUUCUAAAAGAUAAGCGGUUCAGAAAUUCCAUUUUCUAAUGAAUAAAGAUCCCACAUUAGAAGACUCAUACACAAUCAGAUGUUUGUUUUCAUUCCAAAAAAUUACCUGUGCUGCAGAGCAAAGUUACAUUUCUUGGUCAAACAUUAAUUUUAACCAAAACUUAAUUAUUUUGAAAGACAAAAACCUUUGGAAUUUUGCUAAAUGUUGUUCAUAAAAUUCCAUAUCCAGAUGCCUCAUACAGCAUAACUGUUCAUUUAAAACUUGUUUCUGAGUAAUUUUGGACAAACAUUAAAUUUCAGCCAAAA